AUGGCAGCAGAGCUGACCCAGGACCAGCCGACGAUGACCAGGAAAACUGGAGAAGACGUGUCAGCGGGGAAUCACUUCUUUUCAUCGACGCGUCAGUACACAACAGCUUCCAUCAGAGGUCAGAGGUCAGAGGUCCGUGCAUGUGACACUAAACUCAGGAACCAGGAACUUACACCUGAUCAAAACUUCACAGUCACAACAACGACGCGUCUCUGUCCUCUGGUUUUUAUUAAGCCCUGCGGGACACUAACGUGGGGAGGGAGACAUGUUGUCUUGCCACCGAAGACUUCAGACAAAAAUCCCGAAAAUGCAGAAAACAACGAGCAGGAACCUCAGCAGAGCAGCUCACAGGUUUUUGUAUCGGUCUGUUUCACCGUGAGAGGAUCCAACGACACCAACAGCUACCUCAUCUUUGGCUCUGGAACCACGCUCUAUGUUUCAGAUGAGCAGGUAGUGAAGCCCGUGGUGAGCGUGUACCCAGCAGCAUCCAGAGCCCACCUGGAGGGGAAGAGCUCUCUGCUGUGUCUGGCCUCACACAUGUUUCCUCCUGAGGUCAAGUUCUCCUGGAAAAGACAGAAGGAGGGCGGCUCUCUGGAGGAUCUGACCCCUGCUGAGGGAGAGCAGCUGGAGCUCAGAGAGUCGGGAAUCAGAGCCUCCAUCCGGCUGCUGCAAGGGGACGAUGUGCACGAGUACAGAUACCAGUGCUCCGUCGAGCACGAGGGAGACACAGUGGAGGCCAAAGUGCUACAAGAAGUGCCUGUGCCUCCUCCUCCACCUCCACCUCCUGCUCCACCGGCCGCUGCCCCACACUGGUACAAAGAGAGGCUCUUCUGCUUCACCUACACACUGCUGAUAGUGAAGAGUCUGGUGUACUGCUGUGGACUCUCUCUGCUGAUGAGCCUCAGGAACAAGGGACCGUCCACCAGCUCCACACAUGCUGACUGACUGUUUUCUGCAGCAGCUUCUCCCUCACACCGGUCAAACAGCCACACAUCAACAAAUCAGUUCCUCACAGCACAUGAACAGAAGCCUAACAGCUCUUGAUGUGUUUUUUGCUUUAAAAGCCGUUUCAGCAAAAAGGGCUUUUUUUUAGCUGCAAUACUUUUAUCAUCUCUUCCUGUUUUUUGUGCAAUGCUCAGUUUUUAUUCAAUGAAAUAAAAUAACAAGAUUAUUUGA
Molecule: messenger RNA, 1176 nt
Organism: Mugil cephalus (flathead mullet)
Lineage: Eukaryota; Metazoa; Chordata; Actinopteri; Mugiliformes; Mugilidae
Exons: 6
Coding region: 1-945 (314 amino acids)
Source: RefSeq, a predicted model, not a curated record